AUGUGGAUGUUAGAGUGUAAUGAUAAUAGGAAAGAGUUGAAGAUAUCUGAUCCCUCUUAUAAUUCGAAGCCUCGGCCUCUCAUACCGAUGUCGAUUAGUACUCCAUCGUCACCAAUCCCUUGUUCGGGAUGCAUUCACAAUCCUAAUAUCUUUGGAAGGAACAGUCAUUCGAUGACCGAUAUCCCAGUGAAGAAAGACACAAGCACAGAGCCUGCAGUAAUUAGGUCAAGAUGGAAUCCGACAUCUCAGCAAUUACAGGCCCUUGAAGAUAUUUAUGGACGGGGCAUAAGAACACCAUCGGCCGAACAAAUCCAGCAAAUUGCUACAAAACUUCGUCGAUUUGGUAAGAUUGAAGAGAAGAAUGUGUUCUAUUGGUUUCAAAACCACAAGGCAAGAGAGAGGCAGAAAAAACGCCGUCAUCUAGAAUCAUCAUCUAGAGCAAAGAUAUACGGUGUUGAGACCCUUGAAGCAAAACAAACAGGAUUCAGCAGAAGAGACUUGGAAAUUGAACAUGCUAUGAAGUUGGCUACCCCCUCAUACUGCAGCACACUUUCACAGGAUUCUGUAUCAAUGCAUCCGAGAGAAUUGCACCAGACAACAGCAGAGAAUCUAGAAACCUGGCCACUGGACUUGUAUUCUUUCAUGCCUCCCAACAAAAUAUUUACUACAAAGGAAAACUCAGAGCCCUUUGGUUCCCUAAAGCUCAACAUGUCAUUGUUGCCUUCCAAGAAUGAUGAUUUAAUCAAUAUUCUUGAAAAUGAAGCUAAAGAAAAUCUAGCCCUUGAGCUAUUUCCAAUUUGGGGCAAUGACCAGAAAACCCUUGAUGUUACUACAAAGGAGGAUAAAAUUACUCCAAAUGAAUUUUUCGAAUUUCUUCCUCCAAAUAAAAAUUAUGGGUUGAGGCUUUAG
Molecule: messenger RNA, 909 nt
Organism: Fraxinus pennsylvanica
Lineage: Eukaryota; Viridiplantae; Streptophyta; Magnoliopsida; Lamiales; Oleaceae
Source: the annotation of a GenBank genome assembly